This is a messenger RNA of Culicoides brevitarsis, 822 nucleotides long. Its product is annotated as chymotrypsin-2-like. The coding region runs from base 1 to 771 and encodes 256 amino acids. The record is from RefSeq and is a predicted model, not a curated record. NCBI's taxonomy places the organism in Eukaryota, Metazoa, Arthropoda, Insecta, Diptera, Ceratopogonidae. The transcript has 2 exons. Gene Ontology annotation, molecular function: serine-type endopeptidase activity. Gene Ontology annotation, biological process: proteolysis.
AUGAAAUUCUUCGUUGUUAUCGCGCUUUUGGUAGCUUCGGCUUCCGCCAGUAACUACCGUUUUACUCCUGAACAAUUGGAUCGCAUUAGUCGAAUUGUAGGAGGGGAAAAUGCUGCUCCAGGAGCUGCUCCGUACCAAGUCUCCUUGCAAGUUGGAUCGAGUCACAAUUGCGGAGGAGCUAUCAUCCAUAGAGAUUGGGUUUUAACAGCUGCUCAUUGCAUCAAGGGAUAUUCGCCAAGUAGCUUAAGAGUCUACUAUGGAUCCCAAAACUUGAAGGCUAAUGGAUCUUAUGUGAAUACCGAGAAAUUGAUCUAUCACGAACGUUAUGACAAUCCCUCGUUCCACAAUGACAUCGGGCUUAUCAAGUUGGCUCAAAGCUUGAACUUUACCAACUCUGUUCAACCAAUUGAAUAUUCCUCGGAGUAUGUUCCAGAUAAUGCUGAGCCUAUUGUUUUGACUGGAUGGGGACGUCUUUCUGCUGGCGGAGCUAUUCCCGAUCAACUUCAAACCAUCAACUUGGUCCAUGUUGACUAUGAACGCUGCAAAGCCUUGCAUGGAGGUUCAGCCUCUGUCGAUGUCGGUCACUUGUGUACCUUCACAAAGGUUGGAGAAGGCGCUUGCAAUGGAGAUUCCGGCGGUCCAUUGACCUACCGAAACAAAUUGGUUGCUCUCGUCAAUUGGGGCGUUCCAUGUGGUCGAGGAUAUCCCGAUGCCCAUGCUCGGGUCUCCUACUACCACGAUUGGAUUCGCACGACAAUGGCAAAGAAUUAAAUUGACUGAUAAUAAAUUUGACUUGUAACCAUUGAAAAAAUAAAGUCUUUA